UAUAGUGAGCAUAUGGGUGUUUGCUAACCACCUGUCUGCCUACUAAGGGGACAUCAGUUGGACAGUCGCAGGCAUAGAGGAAGAAGUCUGGAAUGAUUGGGCUGGAUGUCUAUCUGUAUCCAGAUGGUCUUAGGGUUGCUACACCAGAAGAUACAGAGAAGUGGGAAUCCGAGAGAGAAAUGUUUGAACCGAAUAUUCGUCUCUUUGUGGCUCUGUUCUCAUACAACCCUGCGGUGAGGUCACCAAACCCUGAAACAAUGGAGGAGGAACUGUCUUUUGAACAAGGACAGAUCAUUAAAGUAUAUGGAGAUAAAGAUGCUGACGGCUUCUAUAGCGGAGAGACGGAUGGACGCUUCGGUUUUGUGCCGAGCAACAUGGUUUCUGAGAUUCCUGUGGAAGACGGAGAGCUCAAACUCCAUCUGUUCCAGCAGGGGUUUUUACCAGAGGAGACGCCUUCCAUAGCACCCAGCGAAACGUCUAGUGUGCCGGAUGGUGUGAAGGUCCACAGGAUGGUGGCCAUUUUUGAUUAUGACCCAUGGGAAAGUUCUCCAAACAUGGAUAUUGAGGAUGAGCUUCCCUUUCGUGCAGGAGACAUUAUAUAUGUUUUUGGAGAAAUGGACAGUGAUGGAUUUUAUUAUGGAGAUCUACAUGGUUACCGAGGUCUUGUGCCAUCAAACGUUUUGCAAGCCCUGCCUUGGGACUAAAGGAACUGAGCAAUCAGAAAUCAGGAACAGGAGAGUGACCUCAGAUUGUGAAUAGAACCCACUUUACUGAAUCCAACUCCAGCUCCAGGUUUUUUUUUUCAAUUUUAUACAUAUAACGUGUCUUGUUUCCUGUAAUGUGCAUGACGUAUCAUGUCUCUAAAUGCACUUGACCUUUCCACUAUGCUUAGCAUCAAUUGAAUACAUAAAAGGAAAUUAAUUUCUGAUUUAUACAAGAGCUUUAGAUAGCAGCUAGUGCAUUAUAGCCUUAAAAGACUGAUAAUGGUAAUUUAAGAAUUAUUGUUUUAUAUUGUUUUAUGUGUCUUCUUUUCAAUACUGAGCUAUUUAUCUAAUGUCCUCCCUGUGCGCAGCAAAUGCACUGGUGUUAGUUUAACAACAGCACUAUAUGUUUUACACACACUUACGCAGUUCAGCUUCAUUUUAUUACUGUUUCAUGAAUUCAAAGUUGUUUGAUACAAGUUAACAUGCACAUAUAAAGACGAAUGCACUCAAAAACAUUAUUGCAUUACAAUCAGUCUUGAAACACCAUCUUUAUUCAUAUUUAAUAAACAAGACAUUCAGAUUCAGCAUCAUUUGGUUCUCCAUAAGAUCAUCCUUCGCAGCAAACAGUACACUCAUCCAUAAAGUAGGAAACACUACACUGUGUAGAGACCUUUAGUAGUGCUGUCUACUUUAUGAGUGACUGCACUGAUGUUCCCGCCUCUUCUCUUCGAGCUCCAAUCCUUUCUUUGCACGUUUCCUCUUAUCUCCAUGUGCUCCGAAUGUUCGUUUUAC
Molecule: messenger RNA, 1496 nt
Organism: Sinocyclocheilus rhinocerous
Lineage: Eukaryota; Metazoa; Chordata; Actinopteri; Cypriniformes; Cyprinidae
Product: RIMS-binding protein 2-like
Exons: 5
Coding region: 93-704 (203 amino acids)
Molecular function (GO): protein binding
Source: RefSeq, a predicted model, not a curated record